CUCCUCCAAGCUCACUCUUGUGCCUUUAGUUUUUCUCUCUCUCAAUCUCUCACUCCAUUUCCUUACUCUUCAAGAAAUCCCCGCCAGUAUAUAACAGCCAAAUACCAAAAUCGCGGUUUUUUUUUUCUCGGUGGUCAACGGUGGAGAUGAGCUGCAACGGUUGCCGAGUUCUUCGAAAGGGAUGCAGCGAGACUUGUAUUCUCAGGUCGUGCUUGCACUGGAUAACUACCCCUGAAGCCCAAGGCAACGCCACUUUGUUUCUCGCCAAAUUCUUCGGCCGCAGCGAUCUCAUGUCUCUCAUCUCCGCCGUACCUGAAUCUCAACGGCCAGCUUUGUUUCAAUCACUUUUGUUUGAGGCGUGCGGACGAACGGUGAAUCCCAUAAACGGAGCGGUGGGACUGUUGUGGAGUGGUAACUGGCACGUGUGCCAAGCGGCGGUGGAGACAGUUCUUUCCGGGGGAAUUCUGCGGCCAUUACCAGGAAUCCUCGCCGGUGUGUUGGCGCCGAAUUACAACGAAUCAUCCGAUAGUUUCUCUGCUGAGGCAUGUAGGUUACGAGACGUGUGGACUCAAUCAAAGCCGCACGUCAAUGUUGCAAGUGGAAAUCAAGCGUCCGAUCUUAAUCUCUCUCUCACGCCAAAGCUGGUCGCGUCGGGCAAAGCUGGGAGAAAGAAGAGAGGCAAGGAUACGAUGUCGUCGUACACAGAAGAAUCAUCGGAGACGACAACUUUCGAAAGCAGUGGCGGGGAUAGGAAGAAACUAUUGAAUCUAUUCGUUUAAAUGGAAAUUAAAAAUGAAAGAGACGGACGAAGUAUUUUGUACUAUGAGUGCUCACCUUAGCGGUGUAACCUUUUUGUUUUUCCAAUAUAAAUAUGAAGCCGGAAUUUUAGCCCGGCGAGGUUUUGGAAGCGAUGGAGCUACUUUUCCGGUGAAAAAUUUGUGUUUAUUAUUUUUAUUUAUUUAAAAUUUCUUUGAUAAUCAUAACGGUGAUGGCAAUGGAAUUGUCAACUAGCGACGGGUUUGUCCUGUCCGUACAUGUAAGAGCAGAGGCAAUAAGCUGCGAAAGGCAAACACAAGCCCAUGUAGCUCUUAAAUUGAGAGAUGUAUGGUUUGACACGUAGUUGGCUUCUUAUUUUUCCUACACCUAUAUAAGACAGAAACUGCAUGUGCUUCGA
This is a messenger RNA of Jatropha curcas, 1174 nucleotides long. Its product is annotated as LOB domain-containing protein 37. Lineage: Eukaryota; Viridiplantae; Streptophyta; Magnoliopsida; Malpighiales; Euphorbiaceae. The record is from RefSeq and is a predicted model, not a curated record. Gene Ontology annotation, biological process: regulation of gene expression.